GUAAACAGAAGAAGGAGAAGAAGAAGAAGAGGAACCAGGAAGUGGUUGUCAACAGUCCGGUUGGCAGCUCCGGUUCUCCGGUUCUGUUCCUCCAGACAUCAGAUUGAACGGCUCCGGUUCGGUUUCCGUGUAAAUAAAUAAUCGGAAACCGGAAAUAUGGCGGCGGUGGACGUGGAGGAUGAGAGCAUCCUGGCGUCCAUCUUCAAGGACAGCUUCCCGGACAGCUGGAGGGACAACCCGGACUUCGCGGCCUACUUGUCAGAGCUGAGCUCCUUCGGGGUGGAGAAGCUGAGCCGGGAGCCGGAGCGGCUGGCGGAGGAGCGGGCUCAGAUCCUGCAGCAGACCCGGGAGCUGGCCUUCUCCAACUACCAGACCUUCAUCCGCACCGCUGACUGCACCGAGCACAUCUACCGGGACUUCGGCCGGGUGGAGAGCAGCGUGUCCCGGCUGCUGGACAAGCUGCCCGGCUUCGGAGAGAAGUGCAGGGGCUUCAUGAAGGAGGCCGAGGACAUCGGAGCGAGUCGUCGGAUGAACAGCCUCACGCUGAACCGACACACGGAGAUCCUGGAGAUCCUGGAGAUCCCUCAGCUCAUGGACACCUGCGUCCGCAACGGAUACUACGAGGAGGCGCUGGAGCUGGCGGCCUACGUCAAGAGGCUGGAGAAGAAACACUCCUCACUUCCUGUCAUCCAGGGAAUCGUGCGUGAAGUCCGUCAGUCGACUCAGCUGAUGCUCAACCAGCUCCUUCAGCAGCUUCGCAGCAACUCUCAGCUUCCUGUCUGCCUGCGUGUGAUUGGCUACCUGCGGCGGAUGGACGUGUUCACGGAGGCGGAGCUUCGGGUGAAGUUCCUGCAGGCUCGAGGUACCUGGCUGAGCUCCAUCCUGGCCGCCAUCCCCGAGGACGACGCCUACUUCCACAUCACUAAAACUAUCGAGGCGUGCCGGGUCCACCUGUUCGACAUCAUCACACAGUACCGGGCCAUCUUCUCCGACGAGGACCCGCUGGUGCCCCCUGCAGGCGGCCAGGUGAAUGAGGGCGCCAUCUUCCACGGCUGGGUGGUCCAGAAGGUGGCCGAGUUCCUGCAGACGUUGGAGCGGGACCUCCAGCGCGGCGUCGGCAGCCGCCUGGACUCCCUGCUGGGUCAGUGCAUGUACUUCGGUCUGUCCUUCAGCCGGGUCGGCGCCGACUUCCGCGGCCAGCUGGCGCCGAUGUUCCAGCGGGUGGCGGCGGAGACGUUCCGCCGGGCGGUGCAGGAGGCCGUGGACAAGUUCCAGGAGGACAUGAACCUGUACACGCUGAUCGCACUGCCCUCGGUUCUGGGCGGAACCAUCCCCCCCGUGGCGCCGAGCGCUCAGCCCGGAACCCUGCAGCCUCCCAUGGCGCUGCUGGACUUCCAGCCGCUCGCCUGCUUCCUCAACAACGUCCUGACCGCCUUCAACGACCUGCGGCUCUGCUGCCCCGUCGGACUGGCCAGGGACGUGUCCCGCUGUCUGGAGGACGCCCUGAAGACGGUGACCCGGCAGAUCCUGGUGUUCCACCGAGCCGAGGAGUCGGCCUUCAGCAGCAGAGAAAAGGAGCUCUUCAUCCAGUUCUGCUGCUGCUACGCUGAAGAUCUGCUGCCAUUCCUCAACCGCUGCCUGCAGGUUCUGUUUCCUCCGGCGCAGCUCGCCCUGAUUCUGGGUGUUCCAGCAACUCACCUGCACAGGUACGGAGGUCUGGGCAGCAUCGACAUCACCGCCGUUCUGGAGCCGCUAGACUUUAUUCUGCCUGAGAGGGAAAGUUUAGCGCCGGAGGUCGACGUCAUGGAAGAACUGAGCAGUUUGGAGCUCAAAGAACCAGAACCGACCCGGUGGGACGUCAGAGAGUCUGGAGGCGAAGCGACGGAACAGAAGUCUGAGGAGGAGAACCAGGACGAGGAGUUCUCUCUGGAGUGAACGGAGCUUCAUAAACAUCUAGAACUCUGAGCUGAAGUUUAAAUAUUUCAGUUUAAAUAAACUUUAACUGGAGAUUGUUUAAAACGUUCUGUCCUUAAAGAGACAUUGUUUCUGACUGUACGGUUUUCUAUCCAAUCAUGUAAACAUGGAAGUUCUUCUCCACGUAAAAGAUCAUCAGAACUGUUCUGAUAAUGAAUCAGUUUGAGUAUUUUUGUAAUAAAAACACUUUAAAUUCUCUGA
This is a messenger RNA of Acanthochromis polyacanthus (spiny chromis), 2175 nucleotides long. It is a transcript of the gene cog8, whose product is annotated as component of oligomeric golgi complex 8. Gene Ontology annotation, biological process: intra-Golgi vesicle-mediated transport. Lineage: Eukaryota; Metazoa; Chordata; Actinopteri; Pomacentridae. The record is from RefSeq and is a predicted model, not a curated record. Gene Ontology annotation, cellular component: COG complex. The transcript is spliced from 5 exons. The coding region runs from base 157 to 1935 and encodes 592 amino acids.